CAAACCUUCGUAACAUUGUGGCGCUGCAAUAAUGUUGUGGACGUGCAUGAAGAGGAACUCAUCGAGGAAAAUUAAUUAAUUUUGCCACUAACAAUAGUUGUUUUGCAGAUAUUUAUUGUUCCAACAUUUUGACAUAAGACAGUAGAACACUCAGCACGAUGAAGAUCACUCAGGCCUUAUUCAGACAGCAUCUGGGGAGGAUGAUAAAAUUCAACUGGUUCAUGGCCACCAAGAAGAAACCAAUUGAAACUCUAACAGAAUUUCAUCUUGGUAAACUAGGAAUUCCUAUCGUAGAUCCGAUAGACAUUGUGAACCCCAUUAGGAAAACCAUAGAUGUAUCGCCAUACUUCGAGCAUACCCUGGUUCCACGACCAAUACCACGGGACGUGAAUCAUCCGGAUUAUAAAAUAAAACCAUGUCUGAAAGUGAUGGGACACGAUUUAUUGGUCCAGGGCACUCAGCAAGCUCAGGUGCUCACAAAAUCUCUGCUUAUGGGUGACUCACUACCAGAGAGAGUCGAAAGUUUAAUAGAGAAUCCAAGUAAUGAGGUCAAUGAAGCUGUUCAAAGAAUUGUUCGUACAUCGAACAUUUACGACGCACAUCAAGAGAAGCUUCCUAAAAGAAGAAAUCCUGAAAAGCCUACUUGGAAUUACCGAAGAGAUUACGGUCUAACGGACGUUAGAAAAUCACGAAAUUUAAUUGAGAAAAUGCUUCAGCUUUGUGAGUCCCUGUGUGGAUUCAACGUAGCACAGCAAAGGCAGAUCGUUCACAAUGGAUUAGUGCAAGUGCCCUUAGCCAAGGAUGGACAGCUGGUGAAAUUCUCAAUGCCGAUAGAUUUACUCCUGACAUCGAUGAUCCCUUUGGCACCGAUGGGUACGGACGCUGACGCAGCGGAUAAAGCUCUUCCGGAGCUUUAUCCUCUUCUAUCAACGGCUGGUUUGCAGGCCCAUCAUUUCUACGAUUUGAAAACGCUGUAUCCAAUAGCCCAAGGAUCGCCUUGGUCGACUCCUCACACAAUUUUCAUCUACCACGACUGCCUGAAAGUGAAAAACUUGACUGAGCUACCAGUGGAGGUGGAUCAACUAUUUGCAAGAUCUCUGGUUGAAUCAUUUACAACGACCGCGACUUAUGCGAGACAAAAAUACGGUGACUCCGUGGGAGAUCUACCGGAGCCCUUAACGGUUCAAUGUGUCCACGCAGACGGCCAGAACUUCCACUUUUCCGUGUUUCAAUUGAACACUCUCAAUCUCGAGGAAAAAGAGGGAAAAAUGAAUUACUGGUGGUCUUCACCACAGAUACGUCUCUUCGAAAAAGCUAUGUAUGAGGAUGCACGACCAGUGUUUGAGGGAUACAAUCCCGAGGUAUUUAAACGAAUAUUGGCUUUCUACAAGAAUGUUUAAAUAAAGAUUUUAAAAGUUGUU
Molecule: messenger RNA, 1421 nt
Organism: Diachasmimorpha longicaudata
Lineage: Eukaryota; Metazoa; Arthropoda; Insecta; Hymenoptera; Braconidae
Gene: mRpL37
Product: mitochondrial ribosomal protein L37
Exons: 7
Coding region: 159-1400 (413 amino acids)
Biological process (GO): translation
Cellular component (GO): mitochondrion; ribosome
Molecular function (GO): structural constituent of ribosome
Source: RefSeq, a predicted model, not a curated record